GCUCAAAGGAAAGGUUGUGUGGAGUUAGUCCGUGUUUUUUUUGUAUUUAUAAAAACACAGCGAAAUGCACAAAAGUGCGCCACCUUGGCACUGCAAUUGCACAACGUCUGCCACGACAGCAGCGAUAAAUGCAGGCGUGCAAGGUAGUGAAAAAGCAGCAGCAGUUGUAUUUGCAACAAAAGUAGUGAUAAGACCUACAAUGCACGUAGCAUCAACGUUGCCAAAAACACCAACCCCCGCCUACCACAGCAACCACCAUAGCACACACUGGCUGCUGGUGUUAUUGAUGCUAGCGCUCCAACUACAGUCGACACCAGCCACGCAUAUUAGUGGCGAAUUUCACACGGCUGACUUUUUUCAGUUCCUCAGCAAGUUUGGCUUUCAGAAGGCAGACCCGCCCACGCCGCUAAGUGGGAUUUCGUAUGGAUAUAUAUAUGGCAAUGUCACUUCCCAGGAUGCAUACAGUGCCCCGGUGACGUUGGCCGUGCUGGACAAAGCAACGUUUGUGGAAUUUUAUAGCAAUCGCAGCUUCGUAAAUCGCGAACUUGCCUGCACGCGCAUGUUCUCGCAUCUGCAACGCAUUGUCUACGAUCCGGACUGCAACCCGCAGGGUAAGCGAGAUUUUCUACGCCGUGUGCCCUGUCCACGCGGCCAGCUGUGCGUCGAUGAGGAUGCUCCUUUAAAUGUGAUUGCUGGACAUCAGUUCACCUAUGUCAUCAAUUUGGAGGCGGAACCGCGCUUUUGGUAUGUGGCAUUAGUGGCCUGUUAUCGUAAUCACAGCACUUGCAAGUGGCACUCGCAUGAGCAACUGGCGCGUCAGAGCAAUCGCAGCACUGCACUUCUCACUACGCUGCAGUAUAACAUUAACUUGGUUAAUCUACAUCCCAACAACUCGGCAGCACAUCCGCUGACCUUUCAGUACUCUUAUGACCAGCAAAACCUGCUGGAAAUGUACCUCAUCUUUCUGCUCGUCUACAUUGUGCUAUUGCCCAUGCAAAUCUAUGCAGUGCGUCUGCAGAAGCAUCCGGUUACUAAACUCUUUACGCUCAGUCUGCUCAGCGAGUUUAUCAGCGAGGCUUUGAUAACAGCGCAUUUCAUACGCUAUGCGGCCAAUGGCGUGGGUGAACCCAACAUGCAGGCAGCGGGCGAUGUGCUGGACAUACUUAGUCGCAAUACCUUUAUGUUAAUACUGUUGUUGCUGGCCAAGGGCUGGGCGGUGACGCGUCAGCAAAUAAGUCGAACCGGCUGGAUUAUAUUGAUGUCAAUUUGGGUGCCAUAUUGUGCGUUCCACGUAUUUCUCUACAUCUGGGAUCGCACGGAAGUGGAUAUCAUCUCAGAUAUCGACGAGUAUCAAACCUGGCCUGGCUGGAUUGUGCUCAUACUGCGUACCUCAUUUAUGUUGUGGUUUUUGUACGAGCUGCGCAACACUAUGAAGUAUGAGCACUCCAGCAAGAAGCUGGAUUUUCUAUUGCAUCUGGGUGCCUCGAGUCUGGUUUGGUUUAUCUAUUUACCCAUUGUUGCCAUAGUGGCGUUGCAGAUAAGCCCAUUGUGGCGAUAUAAGCUGCUGCAGGGCAUUACCAACUCGGCGGACUGCAUGGCCUAUUGCGUGAUGACUGGACUGCUCUGGCCCAAUCGGGCGGGUCAGUAUCUACUGCUAGCGGGCAAUAAGUAUGCAGGCAUGGAUGAGCUGGACGAGUUCAAUGAGGCCAUACACAUAACACGCGAGCGACGUCGCAAUUCACCGCCCGAUGAUAUUUCCAUAGAUGCCAGCAGCAGCGGGGGAGUUACAAUAACGAGCAGUGGACGCGGCAUGGUUCUAUCUACUAGCAUACCACACUCGCUGAAUGGCGAUUUGCUUGAAACGGACGAUUUAGAUGCUGAAUUACUCACAGAUCUGAAUAAGAAUAGUCAUAUAGUGGCAUAGUUUUGAUUGUGAAUUAAGAGCAGCUGCACGAACGGGUUAAUUAGUAAGCUUAGUAGUCAAAUAUGUGCUAAAUGAAGUAACGCAAGAAUGUUAAUCAUACUACACACAUUACCUAUACAAUUAUAUCUACAUAGCUAUACAUACAAUUAGUUAUACAUAGAUAUAUUCCAUAUAUAGUAUAUAUAGUUUUUAGCCGCCUACAACGAACGUUAGUGAGAGUGCAAAGUGCAGAAUGUUGUGUGAUUUAUCUAUAUGCAUAUAGAUACUUGAGUAUGUAUUCGCUUGGAUUAAUAUUUAGUUUUGUUCAUCUAGCAUAUGCUUAAGUAGAGAUCGACAAACAGACAAAAACCUAAACGCUUGAGAGUUAUUUCAUAAAUUUAACAUUAUCGCGCAUAACAAAAGUAUUUUGGAAGCAACAAAAACACAAAACGAUGAAAUAAAAUGAAAUAAAAUAAA
Molecule: messenger RNA, 2380 nt
Organism: Drosophila busckii
Lineage: Eukaryota; Metazoa; Arthropoda; Insecta; Diptera; Drosophilidae
Exons: 5
Coding region: 65-1924 (619 amino acids)
Biological process (GO): G protein-coupled receptor signaling pathway; response to pheromone
Source: RefSeq, a predicted model, not a curated record